ACUCCCCCGCCUUCUUCAGCCGCUGCGAGCCACGCCGUCCUGUCCAGCCCGCGGGGCUGCGCUGGCCCGAGGGAACCUUGGAACGCUCGAGCGAGCCCUUGGCACGAGGCAGCCGCUCCAGCGAGCCAGGGCAAGAGCCCUCCCUCCGCCGGCCAGCAGCUGCCCGGCUUCCUCCUCUUCCUCCUCCUCCGCCCUGUCCCAGUGCCUGCCGACGUGGCGGGGCGGGGACGCGGAAGGAGCCGGGGGCGCGUCGGCUCAGGCACAGCUCAGCUGCGAAGCGACACAGAGGAAGACUCAGUCCCUGCCUCAAGAUGCAACAUUGAAAAUUGGAUAAACAAUACAGUUCAAACUCCUAAAUUUACUGAACAGGAUUUGAAUUCUCACCUCCAGUAUUGCUGUGGCUGCAGCUUUGAAUACAAACUUUAAUGAACCACACCAUUUUCAGGAAACAAGAAAUAAAAAUGUCUGAUGGCGCAAGUGAUGCAAUACCCGCUGAAGGAAAACCUGAAGUAAUGGCAAUGCUUAGCAGUGAUGUGUUGUCUAAUGAUGCAGCAGAACACAGUGAGACAGCUGGGAUCUUGCAUGGGUCUUUCCAAGAUGAACAGAGACAAGUUUCUCAUAAUACUAGUAAUGAUCAGGAAGGGGACAUGGUUAUCAAUGAAAAUCCUUUGACUGCAGAAGUAAUUGCAAAUCAGCCUUCCAGUGGAGAGGUGACUGAAAUAAUACCUACUGACUGCAGUGAGUCUGUGAGCCUUGAUCCUGAACCUGGAUUAGAAGUGACACCGAAAGAACAAAGCAGUCCAGAUUUGGACUCUUCAAAAGGAAGUGGAUGGGGAGCUUGGGGAUCGUGGGGCAAAUCUCUGCUGUCAACAGCAUCUGCCACAGUUGGUCAUGGAUUAACUGCAGUAAAGGAAAAAGCAGGGGCCACUCUAAGAAUUCAUAAUGCGAGUUCAGCAUCUUCAGAAGGCGCACAACCUGCCACAACUGAGAGCGAAACACCAGGGAUCAUCAAUUCCAACGAUGUCCCAGACCAGAGCUCUGUUGGGGUUUCACCCUCUUCUCCUUCAUCUGGAUCUCGUGGGAUGCUGUCAACAAUCACUAAUGCUGUACAGAACACAGGAAAAAGUGUUUUGACUGGCGGUCUAGAUGCUUUGGAAUUUAUCGGCAAGAAAACCAUGAAUGUCCUGGCAGAAAGUGAUCCUGGAUUUAAGAGAACCAAAAUACUGAUGGAAAGAACAGUUUCCUUAUCUCAGCUGUUGCGAGAAGCGAAAGAGAAAGAGAAGCAGAGAUUGGCCCAGCAAGUUACAGUUGAAAGGACAGUACAUUAUGGGCUGCUUUUUGAUGAGUUUCAAGGUUUGUCCCAUCUUGAAGCUCUGGAAAUUCUGUCAAAUGAAAGUGAAGCCAAGAUUCAGUCAUUUUUAACAUCACUUAAUGGAGAGGAAUUGGAGACCGUGAAAAAUGACUUAAUUGCUAUUAAAGAGAUCUUCAUUCCAAAGGACUCAAAUAAUGAAGAGGAUCAAGAAAAAAAAGCAGACACGGAAGAAGAGUUUGUUAGCAUGCUUACUGAGCUACUGUUUGAAUUGCACGUUGCUGCCACUCCUGACAAACUUAAUAAGGCUAGGAAAAAAGCUCAUGACAAGCUGGAAGAAACCAACUUCUCCACAUCACUAGACUUGGAAGAGAAGCCAGAGGAAAACAAACAGGAGGAACAAAAGACUGAACAAGGAGGAGGAGAUGGUGGUGAUAAAACAGAAGAAAAGAAAAAUAAAACUGUGGAGGAAGUCUACAUGCUAUCUAUUGAAAGCCUUGCUGAGGUAACAGCUCGUUGUAUCGAACAGCUUCAUAAAGUAGCAGAGUUAAUUCUUCAUGGGCAAGAAGUGGAAAAGACAGCCCAGGACCAAGCAAAAGUUAUGACAAAUUUAACAAGUGCCAUGUGCAAUGAAGUGUUGUCUUUAUCUAAGAAGUUUUCUGAUUCUUUAACUGCCACCGGGAGCAACAAAAAGGCAGAGCUCCUUAACCCAAUGGUCAAUAGUGUGCUAUUAGAGGGCUGCAACAGCACUACUUAUAUUCAGGAUGCUUUCCAGCUAUUGCUUCCGGUUCUUCAGAUUUCACAUAUCCAGACCAAUUGUUUGAAAGCACAAGAGUGACAGUUUCCCAGCAGUUGUCAUCACUGUGUGUAAAAGAAACCACAAACCUAAUCUCUUUAAUGUACGCAAUUUGAAGAGACGGCACAAAAGAUGUCUGGCCACUGAGGGGCCUUUUGAGGACACUAAAAGCCAUUUUGCACAUGCAGUACUGAAAAACAUUUGAGAAAAAUCAAAUAGAAGUUCUUUAACUAGAUGUAGUUACUAGAAUAGGUAAUUUCUUUUCAAGUUAGUAUAUAUUCUUCACAUUAAUUUAAACUGUUUAUUGUGUUUAUUGAAGUUAGUAUCGACUUCAUUAUGAAGGAGGUAAUUAAUGUUGACACUUUCAAUUCUAAACAGUGAUGUCUGAAGGAAAUUUGAAAACAAUGUUUUUUAAACAUUUUGGACCUGAUGCACCAUUUCAAAAUUCCCCAUUUUAAUUCUCAGUUUAAAAUGUUUACUUUUGAAAGUUAGUUUCUGUAUUUAACCUUCAUUAACUCUCAAGUUAACUUAAGCAAAUGAACUCUGUUUUGAGCAUUCCAGUAUUAUUUCUUCAGUGACAGUCUGAUAGUAAUCCUUAGCACUCAUACCGUGCUUUGGUGUUCAAAGAGCUGUACAACAUUAAGCAAACUUAAGCUAAUGAAAAUUAUGAAAAAUAUGCAUAUCAGACAAUAUACUGAAGUGAAAUUGUCUGAGCCAGUUAGAGCAUAGGCAAAACUGUACACGUGCUAACCCAUAAUUGUAUACUUACUGUAUUUAUGCCAGUCCCUUCACUCUGGCCGAAAGACAUUAUAGACCAGAGUAGAGGGAUUUGUAGAGUAAUCAUGUAGUUAUUUCACAACUACACAGUAAAUCAGAAAAUACCUUCACUUUGGUUGACAGAACUCCCACUCUGUGUGCCCAUAACAAACAAAUUGCCUCAUCUUCUCAGCCUUCUCCCCAAUCUAUCAUUUCACCUAAAUCUGGACUUUAAAUACAGAUUUUUUCCAAUAAAAUAGAUUACUGCUAUGGAGGGAUUGGAACUAAGUUUUCCUAUAAGGGUCAAAGAGGAGGAGAAGGAGUUAUGAGAAGGUUGAGUUGGGUGGAGUGACAAGGUGGGGAGAUCACAAGUUGAAGCAUGUUGUGGGAAUAUGGAAGAGGAAUUCUGUGCACAGAGCCAGCAUGAGAGGGUGGAAAGCACAUUUCAGUAUAACAGUAAUUUAAGGGUUCUUGUGUUAAACUUGGUGAUAUCCAUAUUUGGGCUUAAUAAAUUCGCAGUCUUCAGCCUCAGGGUUUAUUUUGCCCAGGUUAAAAUUAUCUCAUGACAAUACAAACCUUCAAUUGUUUAAGUAGCCGGUUCUCCUGAAUUGUCCAUGUUUAUUACAUUUUUCUAAUGUAAUUAGAAUUUAACUAAUGUAACUGUAAUUCAUAUUGAUAUAGUGAUGAGCUCUAUUUAAUUGUAAAAUUGUAGCUAACAUCUGAAUGUAUUUAAUCGUUGAAGCAAUGUGUUCACACAUCAUAAACAUAAUCCGAAUAGAAUACUAGGAAAGGUUAUAAUUGUAUUUGUUAGAAAUGAGAAGUCAUCUAUCUGCGUAGGCAUGGUAACUGUAGGGAGCCUAAAUAAGAGAUGACAGAAAGCAGCUCUGUGUCUCUGCCUUACAUAAUGAGGUCCAUGUUCUGCUGUUAUCUGUGUAGUGACUGUGUUUAAUAUUUCAUCAUUUAGAUGGGAGAUACUCAUUAUGUAGUUCUGUGGUUUGUUAUGCACAAUUUCUGUUCUGCCUGUGCAGCUGAACUUGGUAAGCUAAACCUGACAUUCAUUGUUACUUACACCAUCUUGAAAUAAUAGCCCAAUAUGAAACAGAGGAGCCCUUGGGAAAGUGUAGAAAAGCUACUGUAAACUGGUAGGCAAAUUUACUGGCUGGGAAGGUAGAAUAAAGCUCUCAACACUAGCCCUCUUUCCUCAAGGCUUGUUUUAUUUCCAAAUACUAGUCCCAAAACAAAAGCAAAUAAAUUCAAAAUAUUAGGUAUUAAUUGCCCAAAUUUUUCCCAGCCUCAACCAGUUGGGAAGGGAGAGGACACAUCCUUCCCCUUUGAUAGCCCCACGUAGCUACUACAGAGAGACCCACACUAAGACUUCCUAGAACCUAGGUUUCUCCUUUUUGUUCCCCUGCCCUAGAGAGAAGAAGCUUUGUACUUCAUUUCCAUAUACCAGGUCACAUGUUUUCUACUAGUCAUGUGCCCUGCACCUGCAGCUCCCAGUUUUAAAGGGCACAAGUUCACAAGGGGUGCACUGGGAUAUGCGCAUGCCUCCAAGGCCUAGUGCCUUGCUACAGGUACCUCGUUAUUUAAAGUAAUAUUUUUGUUUAAUCACAAUGUUGUCAAACCAGUAUACAGUGCAUGAUUAAAACCCUGUUUUUAUUUGAAAGA
Molecule: messenger RNA, 4529 nt
Organism: Chelonia mydas (Green sea turtle)
Lineage: Eukaryota; Metazoa; Chordata; Testudines; Cheloniidae
Gene: FAM114A1
Product: family with sequence similarity 114 member A1
Exons: 15
Coding region: 426-2147 (573 amino acids)
Source: RefSeq, a predicted model, not a curated record